ACUUUUAGUGUCAUAUCUUCCAAAACCAAAUUGUGUAUCGUUCGUUUUGCAACUCCUACUACAUUGUCCUUUACCAUAUUUACUAUAUUUCGUACGUUUCGAAAUAUUUUAUGUGUCUUUGUGGAAAAAUAGGUACGCAACCCAGGCCCAGAUGCCGGACGGAAAGAUGAUUGUGGUCGGCGGCAGAGACGCCCACAGCUAUGAGUUCAUCCCACCGGAAGGCCAGCACAACGCGGCGCCGAUAAAGUUCGACUUCCUGACCCAGACCACCGACAAGGACGAGAACAACCUCUACCCCUUCGUCUACCUCAGCACCGACGGCAACGUCUUCAUCUUCGCCAACAACCGCGCCAUCCUUUUGAACCCCAACACCAACCAGAUCGUGAAGGAGUUGCCUCCGCUUCAAGGCGGCCACCGGAACUACCCGGCCUCCGGGCAGUCCGUCCUCCUCCCACUGAAACUUCACUCCGGCAACCAGGGCAACGUCGCCGCCGAGGUCCUCAUCUGUGGCGGCUCCGCCCACGCCGAUUCCUACACCAAGGCCGCCGAGAACGUGUUCUACGCCGCUCUCCAGGACUGCGGCCGGAUGCGGAUCACCGACCCGAACCCGGUCUGGAAGCGAGACCUCAUGCCCUCGCCCCGUCUCAUGGGUGAUAUGUCACUUCUACCCUCCGGCGAGGUCCUGAUCCUCAGCGGCGCUAAAAGAGGAUCUUCUGGAUGGGGUUUCGCUCGGGACCCUAAUUUCACACCCGUCCUCUACAAUCCACGUGUCAAGCGAGGAGAGAGGUUCAGAGAGCUCGCUCCGACCACCAUCCCCAGGAUGUACCACUCCACCGCCACCGUUCUCCAGGACGGCAGGGUCCUGGUCGCCGGCAGCAACACCAACAACGGCUACAUCUACGACGCGAUGUUCCCGACGGAGUUGAGGGCGGAGAAGUUCUCGCCGCCUUACCUGGACCCCGCGCUCGAGAAGUUCAAGCCCCAGAUCGACCCCGCGGCGACGCCGGAGAAGCUCGGGUACAACCAGAAGAUCGCCGUGCAGUUUAAAGUGAACCAGGUCGAACCGGUGAAGCAGGAGAACGUCAGGGUGACGAUGUACGUGCCGGCGUUCACCACCCACAGUGUCUCGAUGAACAUGAGGCUGUUGGACUUGGGCUUGGAGGCGGUGAAGCCCAAUGGGCCUGGAGUCUAUAGCAUCGAUGUAUGGACCCCUCCCAACACCACGAUUGCUCCGACAGGGUAUUACUUGUUGUUCGUUGUAAAUCAGGGGGUGCCGAGUGAAGGGAUCUGGGUUCAGAUUAAGUGAGGAUGAUUCUCGAUUUAUGCGUGUCAUCCUUGUGCAGUGCCGAUGAUUCAUUUGGGGCUAAAUUUGUUUUUUUAAACAUUUUCAUAUCAUUUUGUUGCUACUAAUUGAUUUAAAAAUAUAAUUUUAUUUUCAUUGGAAACUUGCUUUUAAUAAUGUAUUAUGAAAAAAGAAAAUUUACUCUUACUAAUUUCUUAGCAAUGUUUUUGGUAUUAAGCACGAGUCUGACUAGCCAAACAAGACACACCUCGCGCGCUCGACUUAUUUCAACACAUUUUUUAUUACGCUAAAGUUGGUAGAAAUGAACACCCUAAUAUCAUGGGUGAUACAUCCAUAAGAAAAUAUAUAGGUGGUGAUUUGUUACAUUAUAGGAUUAUUAUUACUAGAAAAUUAUGUGUGGGCCAAAGAGGCAAAGAGUUAUUUUUUUAGUAAUCAAGUUAGUUGGCGUCGUUUUAUAUAAGGAAAAUCUUCAAAACGUGUGGAGGUAGGAAAUAAAACCAGAAGUGACUGUCCAUAAUGUCCCACGAUACCAAAAACAUUCCGUAAAUCCUAUCCUACCAAGAAAAGAAGAUCCUGCAAAAUGGAGACAACCAUAUAUAAAAACUAAAUUACAUGUUUAUUACUAAUAUUGUUGCUCUGAUUUUUGAAAAGAAAUUAUUUACUCGUUAGUCAUUUGUUUUAAACGUUGUUUCACAAUUGGUCAUCAAAUAUCUAUUAAUGGUAUACUCCGUUAAUGCUAGGGGUAGGUGAUGAAUGGGCUGGGGAUUCAUGUGUCAAAUUGACCCACCCGCUAAUUAACGAUUUGGUACAAUUGUGACACGUAAUCCAUUCACAUUUUAUUCGGGUUGAGUUGGGUAGGCGGUCGGCAGUUGGGUUAUGACUAACAAUUAGGAAAAAGUGACUAACAUUUAUCUAUAAUAAAUUCACUAGACAAUUCACUUUGCCUCUUGUAGUCUGUAGUUCCGUCUAGCAUAGUUAGUCAAAUAUAGUACAUAUAAAAUUCGUACGGAUAUUUUACAUAAUCUUCAAUUUAGGUUUAAUAGUACGCCAAUAGUUGUAAAAAUAAAUAUUCAAAAAUAAAUUAAUGUAUAAAUAAUAGUUAAGUUAACCAUUCAAUUAACUAAAUAUGAAUAUUAAGUGUAUUAUACAGGCAGUUGGGUUAUGACUAACAUUUUAAUUGAACUCAUGAAUAAACAAGCCAAGCUCAAACCAGAAUAAAGUUCAACUCGACUCAAUUCAUUUGCAGCCCUAGUUAAAACUUAAAAAGCAACUGAAUCAUAUUGCCGCCGAUAUUCCACCCUUUUAAUUAGGGGUGGCUAUACGGUCCGGUCCAGUUAAAUUGGCCCGAAUUUGUUUCGGUCCCAGUCCGGUCUUUCUGGGAAUAUAAGGACCAAAGAUUGGAUUGGAUUGGAUACAGUCCGAUUUUGAUCCGGUCUGGUCCCAAUUCGGUCUUGAUUUUAGAUUGAGCUUAUGGGAAUUUGAGUGGCUUGAGGCCUCAAAGGGUGAGGAAUUGGUUAAGUUUUGAGUGUUGAGGCUCUCUUAUCCGGUCUUUGUCAGGUUUUCGAUCCGGUCUCAUACGAUUUUUUUACCUCAAAUCUAAACCCGAAUACGAGAUUAGAUUGUUUGCUAUCCGGUCCCGGUUCGGAUCUGGUUUCUGAUAAAACCAAAUAACCUGU
Messenger RNA from Linum trigynum, 2979 nucleotides. The record is from the annotation of a GenBank genome assembly. Lineage: Eukaryota; Viridiplantae; Streptophyta; Magnoliopsida; Malpighiales; Linaceae.